Molecule: messenger RNA, 1097 nt
Organism: Aricia agestis (brown argus)
Lineage: Eukaryota; Metazoa; Arthropoda; Insecta; Lepidoptera; Lycaenidae
Product: serotriflin-like
Exons: 6
Coding region: 203-997 (264 amino acids)
Cellular component (GO): extracellular region
Source: RefSeq, a predicted model, not a curated record
UUCGUGGCGCCCGGCGUCAACUCAUUUACUUCCAAACGCACAGCCGCCAGACAUAGAGGCGACCCGACGCGAAUAUCAAUUGAAUUAUUGUUGAAAUAAUGCAAAUUCAUUAAAUACUUAGCCAUAUAUGCAGUAAAACUGCUUAGUUGAAGUGUUUUCUGGUGAUAAAGUUCAUUUGAUACGCGGUGACUAAAAUAUUGAAAUGUUCUAUCACCUCACCCUUUGGAUGUUUAUUAUCUACAUAAGCAAUGUGGGAGUACACUUGCAGACCAGGCAUUGGACUGAUAGACAAUUAUUUCCAUCAAGCAAGAUACCAGCAGACGGCUUGAGCCCCAAAAGAUUAGUCGUGCGAAGGAAAAUUGUUACAUACCACAACUUUUUUCGAUCGAAAGUUCGACCGACAGCCUCUAACAUGCUUUUGAUGACUUGGCAUCCAAUGGCAGCCCAGCAAGCCCAAAGCUACGCGGAGAAAUGCAUUUUCCUUCAGCACAACGACCCUUCGGAAAACUCGGUGCCGCUCCUGGGAAAUUGCGGCCAGAAUUUGUUUGUGGCUAAUCAAAAGACUCCUUGGUUCUUCGCUAUAAAGUCGUGGUUUCUGGAGUACAAGAACUUCACUUAUGGGGCACCCAUCAGGGACCUGAAGGCAGUGGGCCACUACACCCAGCUCGCGUGGGCCAGCAGCCACAAGCUCGGCUGCGGCGUCGCCCACUGUAAAGGCGGACCCUGGGGUCACUUCUAUAACUAUGUCUGCCACUACUGUCCCAUAGGCAACAUAAACGGCAUCAUCCAGUAUCCGUACAAGGUGGGGCCGAAGUGCGCCGACUGCCCCAACAGCUGCGUACACGACUCGCUCUGCGCCAACUCCUGUCCAGUCACUGACCACUUCUCCAACUGCGCUGAACUGGUGUCCGCUGUACCCAGCUACUGCGCGGAAAGAACGUGUAACGCCACCUGCUACUGUGGCAAUAAACGGUUGUAUAAAAAUCAUCCCUGGUAAAGUGAGUGAGGAAAUGAUGAAAAUCAGAAUCUAAUAAGUUUUUUUAUACAAUACUUUAGUGUUAAAUUAUUAUUGUCUUUUAUGUUUAAGAAUUAAGUGU